Colletotrichum karsti is the source of this 957-nucleotide messenger RNA. RefSeq names its product zeta toxin. Bases 1 to 957 code for a protein of 318 amino acids. Gene Ontology annotation, molecular function: ATP binding; kinase activity. The record is from RefSeq and is a predicted model, not a curated record. The transcript has a single exon. Lineage: Eukaryota; Fungi; Ascomycota; Sordariomycetes; Glomerellales; Glomerellaceae.
AUGCCGCCUCCGCCAAACUUGUCCCACCACAUCCUCCCGGAACCCGAGUCCCGCCGCAUCUUCACCUCCCAAAUCCUCCCCGCCGACCUCCCGCCCUCCCUGACCCCGCACCCCACCCGGGGCCGGCCCUUGGCGGUGCUCAUCGUCGGCCAAACCGGCGCCGGCAAAACCCGCACCGCCCCCGCCGUCCUCUCCGCCAUGAACCGCAUCAACCCGCCCGCGCACUUCAUCGCAGACGUCUACAAGGCCCACCACCCGUCCUACCGCGCCCUGCUGUCCUCCGAGAACCCCGCCCACGCGUCGCCCGCCACCGGCCCCGACGCGCGGAAGUGGCUCGCCAUGGCCGCGGCGGAGGCCAUCUCCCGCCGGCUCGACGUGUUGCUCGAGAGCGCCUGUCGGCAUCCGGACGACUUUCGGGAGUUGGCGCGGAUGUUCGCGGAGGCGGGGUACCGGGUGGAGGUCGUGGUGAUGGCGGUCCCGGCUGCGCUGAGCAGGCUGGGCAUCUUGCACCGGUUCUACGAGAAGUUGCCUGAGGCGGGCAGCGGGAACCUGCCGAUUCGGCUUACGCCGGUGAAGAUCCAUGACGAUUCGUACCGAGGGCUGAUGAGCGUGGCGGAGUGGAUCGACGGGGAGGACUGCGUUGACCGGGUGCUGGUGGUGAGGCGGAAUAACAUGGUCACCUUUUCGGAUGAGAGGGGUGAAGGCGGCAAGCUGUUGGGCAAGGUUGCUGAAGCGCUCCUCACGGAGAGGAGGAGGCCUUUGACUACGGAAGAGAAGGGGGUCGCAGAGGCUGAUUUGAAGAAUAUGGAAUGCCGCGAUAAGAACUUGGCAGAGGAGAUCAAAAAUAUGAUAAUGCCGCUGAUGAAGAGGGAAGAACAGGGCUAUCCAGAACUGCUACCAAUGGCAUUCCCACCCAACAAACAUAGAAAGGCUAUGCUUACGCUAGGCGAGGCUUGA